Styela clava is the source of this 3750-nucleotide messenger RNA. Lineage: Eukaryota; Metazoa; Chordata; Ascidiacea; Stolidobranchia; Styelidae. The record is from RefSeq and is a predicted model, not a curated record.
GUUUGAGUAUUAUUUGCUUUUGCCCCAUAACUUAUUUUGAUUCUAUUGUUUGUUAGGAUAGGAUGAGUAAAGUCCAAGUGGCCCAUUUCAGUAUGAAUUGAAUGGUACUUUCUCUGUCAUUAUUCCACCACUAUCUUAGGGCGAGAAUAAGUUAGGUUAUUGGCACACCUUCAUCCAAAAUGAAGUGGCACAAUAACCUAAUUUAGCUUAAGCUAAAAUAAACAGAAAUGAAGAAAUCAAAAAAUGAGUGGUAUGGCAACAACACAAUAGUACCAAUAUUUAUGAUAUUGGGAAUUGUUUUAUUUUUGUUGCAUACUAAUAUAUUGGUAUUUGUUUACAUUGAACUAUAUAGGCACAGAUACCAAUGUUUUCACCUUCUAUAGGAAAUUUUAUAAAUACUAAUAUUUGUACAAAGUUAACUAUGUGGGCUGUGGCUACAGUAUAAAUUCCAUCCAGGCCUUGUUCAUAUUUAAAGAAUAAUAGCUUUUCUUAGAGAAUCGUAUUGUUCAGUCUUGUAAAAAUUUUAUAGUUUGUUGCACCUGCCCACUUGAUUCUAUUUGAAAGUAAAAAAUCUCAAGUUCAAGACAACUUGAAAGCUUCACUAUUAUUGUCAUAUUACCGUAUAAAAUGCAGUCGAUUUUUCAGCUGUAGUUAUAUAUCGUUUUGCCAAAUAAUUGGUCAAUAAAAUACAUGUUCUGAGUCAAUUUAUAAAUUCAGUCGAGCAUUUUUGAGGUAUUAAAUAUGUAAAUGAACAUGUGAUGUGGAUGAACAGAGCAGUGUUAUCAAACAAUAACAACAAUGUUCAUUCCAGUCAGGACAGAUUUUGAUACAAUACCCGAAGGAGUUUGUUAUCAUUGUAGUUUAUCACACAAAAGACUACUUGAAGAAUAGAAUAUAAUGACUACUAUUUUUGUAAUAAUUGAUGACAAAGAAUGCCAUUAUGAAUAUCGAAUUCUUGGAAAGAAGGGUGAAGGAACGUUUUCAGAAGUAUUAAAAUGCCAGCACAUAAAAGAUGGAACAUACUAUGCAUGCAAAAAAAUGAAGCAGCACUACAAUGGGGUUGAAGAAGUGAACAACUUACGUGAGAUUCAAGCAAUGCGACGUCUCAAUCCUCACGCCAAUGUCAUUGAGCUGCAUGAAAUCAUCUUUGAUAAAAAGACUGGAACAGUGGCCUUAAUAUGUGAAUUAAUGGAUAUGAACAUCUAUGAACUAAUUCGAGGGAGAAGGCAUUAUUUACAAGAAUCUAAAGUGAAAAGUUAUAUGUAUCAAUUGUUGAAAUCAUUGGAUCACAUGCACAGAUGCGGAAUAUUUCACCGAGAUGUCAAACCAGAAAAUAUUUUAGUAAAGGAUGAUUUAUUGAAGUUGGCUGAUUUUGGUUCGUGUCGAAGUGUAUAUAGCAAACAACCAUAUACAGAGUACAUCAGUACAAGAUGGUACAGAGCACCCGAAUGCUUAUUAACAGAUGGGUACUAUACAUACAGAAUGGACUUGUGGAGUGUAGGAUGUGUAUUCUUUGAAGUCAUGAGUCUGCAUCCACUGUUUCCUGGGGCAAAUGAAGUCGACCAAAUUGCGAAAAUUCAUGAUGUUUUGGGCACACCAGAUGCCUCUAUACUUAAUAAAAUGAAACAUCGAAAUCGUGGAAUUAAUUUUGAUUUUCCUACAAAGAAAGGAACAGGAAUAGAGAAGUUACUGCCACAUGCAUCACAACAAAGCAUAGAACUUAUAUAUAAAAUGUGUACGUAUGAUCCUGAUGAAAGAAUAACAGCUAAACAAGCUCUUCGACAUUCAUACUUCAGGGAUUUAAGAGAUGCAGACAAGCGAGCACAUGAAGCCAAACAAGCGGCAAGAUUUAGUGAAGUAGCAAAUAAACCUGCCGCCGCAGCAAACACCAAUGAUAUCCCAUUGUGGAAGCAAAAUCAGAUGCAGAAGAAAAGGUCAUUAUCAGGAAGAAAGUCCAUAGAUAGACAUCAUCUGGGAUUUGAAAAUCAUAAGCUUGAAAAAUUACCAAAGCAAGCUGUUGUGAAUGCAAAAAAAGAUUUGAAGCCAGCGAGAUCAGACAAUUUUGAUUUACCAUUAGCUGAAGGAUUAGCAUCAGAUAUUAGAAUAAAUAACAUGAAACCCAAUAAAUCAUGCAAAGACAUAGCCUUACCAAAAAAAGGAAAAGUUAGUUUACUAGACUUUUUACAAGGCCCAAUCGGCGUCAAACCAAUUGUAGCUGCAAAAGGUAGCAGGCCAUUAUGGAUGCCACAGAAAAGCACUAGUUUUGCAGAAUCUCCUAGUUCAAAGAUACUCAAGCCAGCAGUUAUUAGAGAUAAAGGAAAAGGAAAAAAAGAGAAAUUUACGGGAGCAGUUUGUGCAUCAGGAAUUGUUGACAAGGAUGUUGUAUGUAAACCAGUCAUCCGUAAUGCAGAAUAUAACAAAAAAUUGAAACCGCUGCAGCAGAAAGGUUCUGAAGUUCUAGUACAGAAGCGUUCAAUAAAAUCUCAACUGGAGAGAAAAGUCAAGGAUCAUUUAGUUGGGAGGCGACAGCGCCGACUGGAACAGCAUCAUGCUCGUGGACAUCAAGCGAUCGGUGGAGUUGGAAAUCAUGGUGGAACAGGUGCACUGCCUCAGAUUGUACCAUUGAAUGGUACUGCUAUACAUGGUCCAUCAGCGUUUACCACAACAUCUUCGAAACCACCUUUUCCAUCCACAACCCUAGCAAAGGUUCCACUCCACCACAGUCAUCAACAAGGCGCCACUCUCCUACCAGGAAUACUUAAACCAAACAUGUUGGGUGCCAAACAUUUAUCAAAACAUAAGGUAAAGGCUACUGAUGUUACAACAAAAAGUAUGUAUGGACAUUAUCAACUACCUUCUAUAAACAGACACGUCUAUCACUGAUAUGGAAAAUACAAAACACAGGCUAUGUUCCACUUUAUGUAUACUUACAGAAUGAUUUAUUCAUGUUGAAUAUUCAAUACAAGUACAGAUGUGUUGCAUCUCACUCAAAUACUAAGCUUUGGUCAGCACAAAUUCUAAUAGUACUUAGAUAUAAUAUCUGAUUGACAUCAAUGUGGCUAUAUUUUCUUAUCUGAUAUAUAUAUUGAGAGCCACUUUGUCACUAUGUGGACUCCAUGCUGUGAAAAGCACUGCCAACUGGUUUAUAUACCUUGUUGACAACCUACAGAAAUCCUCUGAAACAAUUUGCGAACUAAUUAUUUUCCUAUUUAAUUCUUCUGAUCUGUUUGCAUCUGAUUAGUUUGAUAUACUAGUGUCGUUUUUUUUUGUAAAUUCCACUUUGAAUAUUCUGAACUGUUUGUUAUAAUAUUCUUGGUUAACUGGUCAACAAAGUGUGUGACGCAAGGGUCUUGGUUUGUGCCUUUGCUCUUCAUUAUUUAUGAUCAUCAGAUAUCAGGUACAGUCGGUCAGUCUGAAAACUAUUAGUUUUUCAGAUGUUGAAACCGAUGCAGGCUUCUAUGAUCAUAAACAGUUUAGUGGGUUUAUCCAUAUUCAUCUAAAAUUUCCUGAACCAUCCCUUUGGUUAUUGGGAUUGCGCAAUUUUUUUUGAACAAUUUUUUGUAUUACACUUAUUAGUUUUUCCGAUAUAUUUUUUGUAAAGAAUUCACCAAUUCCAAGACCUCUGUCAUUUUUUACCAUAUAUAAAUAUAUAUAUUUUAUACAUAAAAAUAACCGCCUUUUGCGAAUGGCUUUAUUUAUACGUUUAGCUCUGUAGAACUUCAGAAUAAAACUGUGACGUCGAACUCUUUA